UCCGCCUGCUGCUCCUCUGCGUUUCAAGCCAAAUCCCCACUUGGAAACCCCAGGCUCGUCGCCGCCGCCGGUCGCCAUGGCGCCGCCCCAUCCAAGUGCAGAGCCGCCCCUCCAAACCCUAGCCGUGACCCGACGGCCGACGACGAGUUCAAUCUGGAUCUGCUCCGCGCGGCCAGCGAGGGCGACCUCCGCCUCUUAAAGAGUAGGCAUUUCGGAUUUCCCCGUUCGUCGCGUCGCAGUGCUGGUGUGGGUGCUGGACAAGAGCAGAAUGGAUCCCAGGGAGGUGGUGGGGGCGGCCAAGCACCAAGGCGUCGGGGCGGUGCACAUCGCCGCCAGAAAUGGGAGGCUACCCGUGUGCACGUACCUGGUCGAGGAGCUAGGGGUGGAUGUGGACGCCGUCGAUAACGAAGGUGCCUCUGCUGCGUGUUCUCUGUCCCUAGCUAAACUAGUAUGUCUUGUCAGUCUACUUCCAGGUGUAUUGGCUCGUAUUUUGUGCUAGACUUUGAAUUUGUAUUUGAAAUAGGUUCUCCAUGCUACAAAUUUUGUGACAUAUAGUUAACAUUUUAUUACUCCCUCGCAUUUUAUUAAUUUAUUACUCCCUCCAAGGCGUCGUGGAGCUGCGACAAUUAAUUUGGAUCGGAGGGAGUAAUUAACUUUAGCCCAAACUAAAGAGAGGCUUAAUAAACCCGGACGGAGGGAUUAAUGAUUGGAAAACAAAUCAAUUUUACUAUUAUGACAUUUGUAUGCAACUAAUUUGGGGAUACGGACAUGCUCCGACAGGAAUUUAUUUAUUCGAAUUAUUGAUCCCGGUAUUUUUCUCAUUGACACGCUUGGUAUAUCUAACGCCUCUGUUCUGGGCAAUGAUUGGUGGAAGGAUGGAUACUAUGAGUUAUCUUCUUGAUCAUGGGGCCAAUCCACACAAAGUUGAUGACCGAGGGUUCAACCCACUUCAUCGCGCUGCUCGAAGAGUGUAACAAGAUAGUACCUGGUGCUGAAACCCUUCUUCUUGCUGCAAUAGCGGGUUCCUCAGUGAAAUGUGUCAAGCUCCUGGUCGAGGCUGGUGCGGAUGUCAAUGACGGUCUUAUAACCCCUUUAGUUGCUGCUGCUACAAAUACUGCAUGCUUGAAAUACUUACUGGAAGCUGGUGCCAACCCUAAUGUUCCUGACAACUUUGGUAGGAUGCCAAUAGAAAUUGCUGCACUGGAUGGUUCAAGGGAAGACGUUGAGAUCUUAUUUCCUGUGACUUAUUGUAUUCCAACUGUGCAUGAUUGGAGCAUCGACGGAAUAAUACACCAUGCAAAGUCAGCGUCUAUGAAGCAGGGUGAUCAUUCAAAUGUGAGAAGAAUGGCAGAGUUGAAGUCACUUGCGGUUAAUUCUCUUAAGAGAAACGAUUAUUUUUCUGCGGCAACACUGUACAGUGUGGCAAUGAAGCAUGACCGUCAUGACGCUACUUUGUUAUCGAACAGAAGCCUUUGCUUUCUCCGCAUGGGCGAUGGGCACAAGGCUUUGCAGGAUGCUCUUGCGUGCAGUGAAAUGCGGCCUGGCUGGCCAAAGGGCUGGUACCGGCUGGGCGCCGCGCUCAUGUUAUUGAAGGUGUGA
Messenger RNA from Triticum aestivum (bread wheat), 1599 nucleotides. RefSeq lists its product as uncharacterized. Gene Ontology annotation, molecular function: protein binding. Bases 904 to 1599 code for a protein of 231 amino acids. NCBI's taxonomy places the organism in Eukaryota, Viridiplantae, Streptophyta, Magnoliopsida, Poales, Poaceae. The transcript has 6 exons. The record is from RefSeq and is a predicted model, not a curated record.